AUGGCCACCGAAAAGGAAGCGAGGAUGAGAAUGCUGAAGGAGUUUGACGAAACAAAUGCGGGAGUGAAGGGCCUAGUCGACUCGGGCCUCCAAAAUAUCCCCGAGAUCUUCGUUAGUCCGCCAGACGAGCUCGCUCGGGAGCCUGGACCACGACAAUCAGUCGAGGUCCCGGUGAUCGAUGUCGGAGACAUGGGAAAUCCGGAGAGGCGAAAUGGGAUCGUUGAGCAAGUGAGGAUGGCUUCGGAGGCGUUUGGGUUUUUUCAGGUGGUGAAUCACGGGAUCCCACAGGCGGUGCUGGACGGUAUGAUAGGUGGGGUCCACCGGUUCAUGGAUCUUGACGUUGAGGAGAAGAGAAAGUACUACACAAGGGAUGUGAGUGUGAGGCGGGCCGUCAUGUACACCAGCAGCUAUGAUCUGUACACUGCGAGGACUGCAAGCUGGCGGGACACACUGAGCAUUUUAUGUUUGGGGCCUGACCCGAUUCACCCGGACGAGUUGCCGGAUUGCUCCAGGGAAUCAUCGAUGCAGUACUCGAAACACGUAGAAAUAUUGGGAAAUACUCUGCUGGGGGUAUUGUCGGAGGCGCUUGGGCUCGAAACCAAUCACCUGGAAAAGAUGGAGUGCUCGAGCGGGCACCGCCUCCACUGCCAUUAUUACCCGGCUUGUCCUCAGCCACAACUGGCCAUCGGGACGACAAAACAUUCCGAUGCCGGAUUUCUUACCGUUCUUUUGCAAAGCCAAGGCAUAACUGCUCUACAGGUUUUGUAUCAAGGCCAAUGGAUUGAUGUUCACCCCACUCCCGGAGGUUUAGUAGUCAACAUUGGUGAUCUACUCCAGUUGGUAUCGAACGGGAAGUUCAAAAGCAUCGAGCAUAGAGCGAUCACUAGCCACCUAGGCCCAAGAAUUUCUGUGGCAUGUUUUUUCUCUGGUCCUGUGACUGCGGCUAAGGUUUACGGUCCAAUUAAGGAGCUGAUAACAGAGGAAAAUCCACCCAUUUACAGAGAGGUCUCAAUAGGUGAAUAUGUUGCCAAAUUCCUCAGCUCUGCACUUGAGGAUUAUCGUGCUCUUGAUUAUUAUAAGCUGACCGUGUGA
This is a messenger RNA of Striga hermonthica, 1092 nucleotides long. The record is from the annotation of a GenBank genome assembly. Lineage: Eukaryota; Viridiplantae; Streptophyta; Magnoliopsida; Lamiales; Orobanchaceae.